Molecule: messenger RNA, 2259 nt
Organism: Centruroides sculpturatus (bark scorpion)
Lineage: Eukaryota; Metazoa; Arthropoda; Arachnida; Scorpiones; Buthidae
Product: ephrin type-A receptor 4-like
Exons: 10
Biological process (GO): axon guidance; protein phosphorylation
Cellular component (GO): neuron projection
Molecular function (GO): transmembrane-ephrin receptor activity; ATP binding; protein binding
Source: RefSeq, a predicted model, not a curated record
GGGGUGUAUUUUGCAUUCAGAGACCAAGGUGCCUGUCUGUCUCUCAUUGCCAUCAAGGUUUACUACAUCACGUGCCCCGAAAUUUCCAACAGUUUCGCGUAUUUUCCCGAGACUCCGACAGGGAAGGAGGUGACAGCGAUAGUAACGGUAGAGGGACAGUGUGUGGCCAAUGCAGUGGUGGUCGAGACUCCGAGAUUACUGUGUAAAGGAGACGGAAAUUGGACUUUACCAUCGGGUGGUUGCAGUUGUAUGGCUGGAUAUGAACCGUUGGGUGAAAUCUGCGAAGUGUGUCCUGUAGGAACGUUUAAAUCGAACGUUGGGGAAAAUCCUUGCUAUUUCUGUCCUCCUCAUAGUGAUGCACCUUAUCGAGGAUCAAUGGAAUGUCGAUGCGAUGAUGGACACUACAGAGCACCUACUGAUGCAGCAUACAGUCCGUGCACUCAACCACCAUCGGCUCCACAGAACCUCUCUGUAAUUUUUGUAGACCAAUCGACAGUGGUUCUAGAAUGGCAAACUCCUUCGUAUCUUGGUGGUAGGUCGGAUCUAGAAUAUAGAAUCGCGUGCGAAGGUUGCAGCCCUUCCGUGGUGUAUUCACCUUCCGAUAGGGGUUUUAACGAUACCAAGGCAACCAUCUCGUCCCUAAACUCAGUUACCUCAUACAAAUUCCAAGUCUAUGCAGAAAAUGGUGUUUCCAGUAUGAGCAGGAGCCAUUCCUCGGACAUAAUAGUAACAACCGAAGCUUCUGUAUCUUCUGAAGUUAGGAACGUUAGAAUUGUCAACGUUAAAAGUACCGAAUUGAUUUUAGCUUGGGAUGCUUUAUUGGAAUCUAAAGACGAGUUGCAAGCUUAUGAAGUGAAAUAUUUUCAAAAAGGGUUCGAGAGAAACACCUCCAUAUUAAGGACAAUGAACGAAGAGAUUCUGAUUAACAAUUUGCAAGAGAAUACUGCUUAUGGUUUUCAGGUGAGAACGAAAACAACUAAAGGCUGGGGCGAAUACAGUAAACCAAUUUAUACGAAAACAGGUCAAACUGUCGGUAGCACAGCAUUAAUCGGCGACGAGGAACAAGUUCAGGUACGCAUUAUAGCUGGUACUACUGUAGCAGUUACCAUGCUGAUCAUCGUCGUCAUAGUCAUGAUUGUGUUAUACGUCAGAAGAAAUAGUGACGAGUGUAACAAGAAGCAACCUAGCGACUGCGAUACGUUAGAAUAUAACAGAAACGGUGAAGUGUUACCUCCCGUGGAUUCUUUAGCUACUAACACACGAAUGAUGACGUACAUAGCCACCCCCGUGUACAGCUCGAGCAGGACAUACAUUGACCCCCACACUUACGAAGAUCCUAAUCAAGCAGUGUUGCAGUUUACAAAAGAAAUCGAUGCAUCCAAUAUUACAAUAGAGGCUAUUAUCGGAGGAGGUGAAUUUGGUGAUGUGUGUCGAGGAAGUCUGAAGAUUCCGGGGUGGAUGGACGUGACGGUUGCCAUUAAAACCCUUAAACCGGGUUCAUCAGAGAAAGCCAAGUUGGAUUUUUUAACAGAAGCCAGCAUAAUGGGACAGUUUGAUCACCCCAAUGUUAUAUAUCUGCAAGGUGUAGUCACUAAGUGCAAUCCUGUUAUGAUCGUAACGGAAUAUAUGGAAAAUGGAUCCUUGGAUACCUUCUUAAGGGUAAUUGUUAGUAUAGAAUUGAUUUAUACCCCUUAAAAUAUAAUAAAGACCCUCUAAACAAUUGAUUUAUGCCCCCUAAAAUAUAAUAAAGACGUAUAGUUCUAUAGUAAGUGCUUUGGAAUUUUUUUACAAUGAUGCAUUUUGCGUCACUUCGCAUCAUGUCUAAGUCAAAACUAUUUACUGUUACGCUGUGUUUUUUUUUUUUGUUUCUUGUUUUUUUGUAAAUAGAAUGAAAUAAAUGUAACGUGACGUUUGUUAAAUAAAUUUUAUUUUGCUAUAAAUUUUCGAAAUUUUUUUGAAAAUAAACGAAGAAAAUCGUAACCCCCGUAAGUCACUUUUAGUAAAGGUUAACUUUAACUUGCUCGUUGUCUUAUUAAAAAGAGCGUAACUUCAACUUUGUUUUUUCUUUAGAAAAGGACAACCUCUUCGUUUAUUUCUAUUAUUUUCUUGGGGUAGAAAUGUAAAUUUAUAAUAUAAAGUACAGUACUACCUGUCUAAAACGAAACCUGUAUAAAACGGACAAAAUUCUCCGUAAUGGAGGAAUUUUCUAUGUUAAAAAUCUACCUAAACUAGUGUAUUGGGUAUACCGCGUAAUUCCGG